Messenger RNA from Nipponia nippon (crested ibis), 651 nucleotides. The record is from RefSeq and is a predicted model, not a curated record. NCBI's taxonomy places the organism in Eukaryota, Metazoa, Chordata, Aves, Pelecaniformes, Threskiornithidae.
AUGACGUUCCUCAAAUUGUCUGUUGUAGCAGAUCCAGGGGUGAGCGGGGGCACAACGGAGGACGGCUUCAGCCUCUCCUUCCAGGUGAACCACCUGGGCCAUUUCCUGCUCACCCAGCUGCUGCUGGGGCGGCUGCAGAGCUGCGCGCCCAGCCGCGUGGUCAUCGUUGCCUCCAGCGCCCACUGUGCCGGCCACCUGCACCCCGACACCCUGGGCCGCCCGCCCCCCGGGCUGCUGUCAACCUUCCAGGACUACUGCAACAGCAAGCUGGCCAACGUGCUGCACGCCCGUGAGCUGGCCACGCGCCUGCAGGGCACCCAGGUGACGUGCUACGCUGUGCACCCAGGGUUCGUCAACACGGAACUCUUCCGCCACACGCCACUCUGGCUGAAGCCGCUUUUCGUGCCGCUGGCCUGGCUCUUCUUCCGCGACGCAGCUGAGGGUGCCCAGACCUCCCUGCACUGCGCCACACAGGAGGGCCUCGAGUGCUUCAGCGGCCGCUACUUUGCCGAUUGCAGCCUGCAAGAGCCAUGGCCACUGGCCCGCGACGACCAGCUGGCCCGGGCGCUCUGGGAGGCCAGCGAGAGGCUGGUGGGGCUGGGGGGGGCCGGGGGGAGCCCCUCGCCAGCCCCUGCUGCUGUUGUACAAUAA